Molecule: messenger RNA, 2534 nt
Organism: Dunckerocampus dactyliophorus (ringed pipefish)
Lineage: Eukaryota; Metazoa; Chordata; Actinopteri; Syngnathiformes; Syngnathidae
Gene: timm17a
Product: translocase of inner mitochondrial membrane 17 homolog A (yeast)
Exons: 6
Coding region: 36-542 (168 amino acids)
Biological process (GO): protein import into mitochondrial matrix
Cellular component (GO): mitochondrial inner membrane; TIM23 mitochondrial import inner membrane translocase complex
Molecular function (GO): transmembrane protein transporter activity
Source: RefSeq, a predicted model, not a curated record
UUGCGUCACUGGGGGUGGAACAGCCGAAGAACAAAAUGGAAGAAUAUGCGAGAGAGCCGUGUCCCUGGAGGAUUGUGGAUGACUGUGGGGGUGCGUUUACCAUGGGGGCAAUUGGAGGAGGAAUAUUCCAAGCAGUAAAAGGCUUCAGAAAUGCACCUGCGGGAAUGAAUCACAGAAUGAGAGGCAGCAUGACGGCCAUCAAAACCAGAGCUCCACAGCUUGGAGGCAGCUUCGCAGUGUGGGGAGGCCUCUUCUCCAUGAUUGACUGUGGCUUAGUGAAGGUGCGAGGGAAGGAGGACCCGUGGAAUUCAAUCACCAGUGGUGCCAUGACAGGAGCCAUUCUUGCUGCCAGGAAUGGCCCAGUGGCCAUGGUGGGCUCUGCAGCCAUGGGCGGCAUCCUACUAGCCUUGAUAGAGGGCGCUGGGAUCAUGCUCUCAAGGUUUGCCUCAUCACAGUUCCCAACAGGACCUCAGUUUGCAGAGGAACCAGCCCCCGCCUCCAUGCCUGCCGCCCCCUUUGGAGACUACAGACAAUAUCAGUGAAGAGGACUGGUGUCCUCCUCCUCAUCCUAAUAGACCUUUUUUUUAAAAAAAAAAACAACAAAAAAGAAAAUUCUUUCUGGAGUUACAAAGAUGGAAAUGAAUGACAAUGUGACACACACACACGUAACCAUAGCCACCUCCUCCCCACCCGAUGAACUGAGACUGCCAAGUGACGACAUCUUGUUUCCUUUUUUUGCCAUUGUUCAGCCUAAAUAUAAGCAUCUAUUGUCAUUUCUAUCACUAUAAUACUUUUCUGUAAAUAAUAUUAGGGAUGCUCCGAUCAGGGUUUUAUCCUGCCGAUUCCGAUCACAUGGGUUAAUGUAUGUUUUUCACUUUAUUUAUGAUGAGGGCUAUUGGAUAGGUGAAUAACAAUUCCAAGGGCCCCUGACAAUUAGGUAAUGUUCAUUAAACAGGAGGACAAGACCUACUGUACUGUAAUUAGUAUAAUGACAACAAUAGAUACUUGACAAUGUUAGUACAUAUCCGAAGGACAUAAUAUCCAAUUCCCCGUGGGACAAAAACGAGCUCCAAACUAACCGCAUUGCUUGUUUUAAAAAGAAAAUGUCACUGUGGUAAAAAGCCACAUUUGGAGUCCGAAGAUGAGAAACUAGCGGAUAAUUCCAGCUAGUUAGCUGCAGCCGUGACAAGCUAGGCAAAGCGUGCAAUGAAUAGAUGCAAGAGAAGUAGAACACUAAUAGGUGUGCCAAGGGAGUGAUCAAACACACUGACAUCAAUUGGCAUAACCUGCAUCAAGCUGUCAAACAGAAACCACAGACUAGUGUUGAUCCUCGCGGCAAUACGGGACAAAGUGUGUUUCUUGUCUGCUCAAUAUGGGUGUUAGCAACCCCACGUGAGACAGCACACAUGCACUUCCAUGUCAUAUUUGUGUCGUCAUCACAUGAAUCGUCAUGCUGCCGCCGCACGGCUCUCGGUUUUUGUGAUCGGCUUUGAAAGGCAUUUCUUGGUGUGUUUUUUACAGAAAUUGGCCUAUACUAAUCGGUGGCUGAUCCAUCGGAGCAUCCCUAAAAGCUUUGCCUGUUGUGUCUUCAUUUGCCUUAAGUAUGCUUGAGCUGCCCCCUCCCCAUAUUAUGACCCACAGUACAACUAUUCUAGAGCUAUUUGUUUUAAAGUGAUUUAUUUAUUUGUCAGAAUGUAAAGAGUGUAUUGACUUUUGAAAAGGCUGGUCCAACAUGACCAAUAUGCGCAAAACACGAAAACGGGGAAACUAGCACACGAGGUUGUCACAUCGGGUAUGCAAUCUAUAUGACAGAUUGUACUGUAAGACAAUAAACACAAUGUUUAAGUGUUUCAGCAGGACUGCUCAUUGGCCACUAGAGGGCAGCCGUCUCAAUAGCAUGACUUAUUCCAUGAAUGCAUAAAAAGGACUCUACGGUCAUAUUGGCUAAAUACAUUUAAAAAAUGAAAUAAAAACCUGAAAGACAUUUAUGUGAGUGAUCCAAAUGUUCUUCACCCACUUACUUUUUUAAUGGUGCAUGUUAAGGACUGCUGACUGAUUUAGGAAAAGGCAAAUAGUGAAAUGUGUCAUGACCGGUUAACUUAUCAAGGACCACCGGUGGAUUCAUAGGGCUCAAUUUGUCACAACGAUUCUGUUCCACACCGAAAACAUUUGACUUGCAAAAUAACGCCUGAUUUGGUCGUCAGUAGAAGCAGUCAAGCACACAAAUGUAUCAUUUAACAAGGUAGUAAGCUGUAUUUUGACACUUAUUACAUACUGCACGUAAGCUCUACUAUCUCUUGUAGCUAAAUAUUACAAAUAACUCUUGUGUUAGAGCAAUCUUUUGUUUAUUUAGAGUUAUGCAUUUUGGUAAUAAUAGAUCUAUAUUUAAGUAGCAAUCUACAAAAAUAGAAUACAAAUACUAUAUAACCAUUCAUCAUAAAAUAAUACGAAAAUAGAAAAAAAUAAGGUUAAAAUAACAGAAAUAAUAUUUUAAAAAAUAGUACGUAAAUACAAAUGCACAAAAAAUAAAAAUG